Molecule: messenger RNA, 1484 nt
Organism: Cygnus atratus (black swan)
Lineage: Eukaryota; Metazoa; Chordata; Aves; Anseriformes; Anatidae
Gene: TMEM171
Product: transmembrane protein 171
Exons: 7
Coding region: 498-1484 (328 amino acids)
Source: RefSeq, a predicted model, not a curated record
AGCACCACCGCCGCCGCGCCCCUGGCCCCUGGGCGGCUCGGCUCAGCCCUGCCCCGCGCCGCUGCCGCCCAGGUGCGCGGAGCCGGGCGCAGGUGCUUAAAUAGCGGCGCUGGCUGAACCACGGCAGCUGUCUGCGGGCCGGCCAGUGCCCAAGGGCAGCAUCAAGAAACUUCAGACAGGAAGGCUCUGGACAGCUUGUGGAGUCUUAGGUCGUCUUGAUGGUCACAAGCGUAUCGCCUCAAAGAUCUUCCUCAGUUCCUGAAUUCAUGACUGCAUGAGGAUAUCAAAUUUCAUAUGGAACAGAACCAAAAAUCCUCUGUGUACUUGCUCUUGUGGUUAUGUAGGACAGGAAGGUGACCUACGGAGAGAAACUGCAAAGUCUCUAGUGGCUGUGGAAAAAGAAACAAGAUGUACAUGCUUUGAAAGAUCAACUGUAGUUUUCUGUCACUGAAUGCCAACAGGAAAAAAAAUUAUCUGCUUGAGGAGAUUCUGUUGUAAUGUAUCCAGUGGCUGUUCCUGCACCAGGAGGUGAAGGAAAUAAUGGACAACACGAGAAACUUACUUUUUUCUUUUUUAUUUUUGGAGCAGUCUUUCUCUGUGUUGGAUUUCUGCUUUCAGUCUUUAUUCUACAGUCAUGCCCAUAUGAAACCUUCAGUGACUGUAAUGGAGUUCUUAAGGCUUCUGGGCCUGUGCUGGCUGUAACUGGCUUGGUUUUUCUUUUAUUGGCAAGAUCAAGGGCCAGGCUGUAUAUAAGACAAAGACAAUUGCAAAAUGAGCAAGUAUACAGCCUUGUUUUCUGUCGAGGGAGCUGUCAGUUUGCCCAGUUUCUCAUCUUUGGAUUCCUAUUUUUGACGAGUGGAAUGCUAAUUAGUAUCCUGGGCAUUUGGGUUCCUGGCUGCAGCCCUGGUUGGCACACUGUACAGCUCAACCAGACUAGCAGUUCUGAUGUGAACCUCCAGGGUUGUGGAUUCCUGUCGCUUCAAAUCGUGGGGCCUUUGAUUGUGUUUACUGGGUUGUGUUUCUUCGUGAUAGCUCAUGUUAAAAAACAGAACUUCAAUCUCAGCCAAGAAUCUUUUGAAAAUGAAGAACAUCCUCAGAGCCCUGAAUCUUUACAAGUUACAGUAGGUGAUGCAAUAAUGGUAUUCCCACCUCCUCCACCACCUUAUUUUUCUGACCCUAUGUCACCAACUGUGACACAUUGUCUUACGUCAAGUGGCUUGCCUGCAAGUGAAAAUCCUCCACCAUACCAAUCUAUCUUCAACAAUGGAGCACAGCUUGCAGAUGAUGAUAGAACAGUUGCUGCUAGAGACUAUGAAGCUAUAUGUACAAUUUCUGGAUGCAGUUCACCUUCAGAUAUCUUACCAAUGCUGUCUCUCUCCUCUGAAUCACCUCCAGAAUAUGAAGAAAAUGUAUUAGUAACAAGUAAUGAAUAUUCUCUAUCAUCUUCAUCUGUUUCCUUAGCCACAUUGCACACCAGCUCAUAG